AUGGGUCUCAAACUCGUAAUUGGCUCGUUUUGUCUGCUCUAUGCUUGCCACAAGUUCGUUGGUUUCUGGAGGGCUAUUCAGUCCAUCAAAAAUCAUCCUGGCCAUCGUUUAAUUUUCUCCCUCGACAAUAUCAUCGGCUCCUUGUUGCCUAAGAUCAAAUAUCUAUCUCUGGGUCGAAAUUCAGCCUUCCUGGGCAAACAUGACCCUUUUGUGCUAUUUGGCAGUGACAUAUAUUCUGUAGUUUCUAUCAGUAACAAUAUCCAGACAACCUUUGUACUCGCCGAUGCAGCAGCAAUCAAGGAAGUUGCAUACUCGCGUGCGCGGUUCCCAAAACCCGUUCACCACUAUAAAGCCCUCACUUUCUAUGGCCGAAAUAUCGUCGCUUCCGAAGGAGAUGAAUGGAAGACAUAUCGAAAAAUAUCUGCUCCUGCUUUCUCCAAUAGGAACAAUAAAUUGGUUUGGGACGAGACUUUGCAAAUAAUGGAAGGUCUCUUCGCUGAAGUCUGGGAGAACAAAGAUGUCAUCAGCGUCGAUCACUUCUUGGAGACUACAAUGCUUCUGGGGAGUGGACGUUUUGGGAAGAAGAUCUCAUGGACAGAGGACGGCGUUACGAUGGCUCCGGGUCACCAGAUGUCUUUCAAGGAGGCCCUCCAUGUAGUCACGACAAACUUCAUUAUAAAAAUCGUCGUUCCUAAAUUGUCUUCCGGUGAGCAGAAGCCCGAGUUCUCAAAUAUCACAUCGCCGAAGCAAACGAUACAGACGUACGAGAAUAUGCCGCAGCUAACGUAUUGCCUAGCGGUAUUCUACGAAGCAUUGCGACUCUUCCCUCCUGCUACCACCAUCCCUAAAAUCUCUGCUGAAGACACUACUCUGACAACUGUGGAUAUCAAUGGCGGCCGGGUCAACGUGCCUGUCCCUAAAGGAUGCCAUGUCUCUUUAUCUGCUGUUGGCCUUCAUUAUAACCCUCGUUAUUGGGAAGAUCCACAUGCCUUCAAACCUGAGCGCUUCCUGGGAGUUUGGCCACGUGAUGCAUUCCUGCCUUUCAGUUCAGGUGCACGAGCAUGUCUGGGGAAAAAAUUUGCUGAGACGGAAGGAAUAGCUAUCUUGACCAUGCUCAUCUCACGCUACAAGAUCACGAUCAAGGAAGAAGCGUCGUUCGCAGGGGAGACGUUUGAAGAACGAAAGGAACGAGUGCUUUCCACACGAAGAGGAAUGACAAUCACUCCCGUUCGCAUGCCCUUGACGUUUACUCGCCGGACAUGA
Molecule: messenger RNA, 1263 nt
Organism: Cyclocybe aegerita
Lineage: Eukaryota; Fungi; Basidiomycota; Agaricomycetes; Agaricales; Hemipholiotaceae
Source: the annotation of a GenBank genome assembly